AUGGUCUCCUCGCAACAUUUUUGUAUAUUAUUUUUAUUCCUAACACUUCCGGCUGUAAUAUAUUCUAUAAAUCGACCGAAAAUUGUGAAAAUUACGACGACACAGGCAACAACAACCACUACCGGAGAGCCGAGAAAAUUACCGGAAGGUAAGAGAUUUUUGGGAAAUUUUGGGGGAAAAGUGUAGUCUUUGUAUUUAGUGAGAGUAAAAUCACAUCAUUUUAAAUAGUUUGUGGUCAAGGUUGAAAGUAAGUGUAACUUUUCUUGAUAGAGAAAAUUUAAAGUAGCUUGGUUUUUUGGGGGUCGGGAAAAAUAUUGAGAACAAAAAAAAACAGAAAAUAUCUUCACAAAAUGAAUAUUUCUACAAAUUUCUAACUCAAAACUCUUUAGAUGUGAUUUUAAAACUAGAAAAUCAGGAUUUUCACAUUAAAAAAAUUAUUUAUAAAUUUUUGGCCCAAAAUCUAAAUUUGGUCGUACUUUUUAAUUUUCUUUUCAAAAUAACAAUGAACUGAAAAUAAAAUAUUCCGAAAGAAAUCACUUAAAAAUCCGCUAUUUUCCAGUUCUUCUCAACGCAACCUGGGAAUGUGGCACCGACGAAUUCACCAAAUCAAUAAGCGAAGGUGAAAUCCUUGGAAAAUGUCCAAAACUUCGAGACCAAUUCAAUAGUUGUUGCUAUGCACACGAUCAAUGUUAUGUCGAUCAAUCGGGCCAAAAAUUUUGCGACGACAAUUUUUGCGAUUGUUUAGAGAGACGAAGUCGAAGUUCGAAAUUGUGUCAUGACGAAUCGAGUCCGAUAUUUUGUAGUCUUGUUAAAUCAUUUGGCGAUGGAGCAUAUGAAGCAUCAGCUCCGAAUGCAACAACAACAGAUGAAGGACUUAUUGAAACUGAUGAUUAUGAUUAUGAAUCGAAUGUUAGAAAUGGAACUAAACUUUUUGACUAA
This is a messenger RNA of Caenorhabditis angaria, 939 nucleotides long. The record is from the annotation of a GenBank genome assembly. Lineage: Eukaryota; Metazoa; Nematoda; Chromadorea; Rhabditida; Rhabditidae.